CUCUCUUCAGGCUCAUGGAGUCAACACCCAAAACUCUCAAUUGGUUACCGUUGGUUACAGCAUGGAGCGCUCUGAUUGGAUGGAUAACUCACUGACUGCAGCGGCUCCAGAUCUCCAGUCAGCAGCAGGAUGUCACACUCCUCCAAUAAAGGUGACCGGAGGAAGGCGCAGUCUACCAGCAGGAUGUGGGAGGAGUCUCAGCCAGGCCCAUCCAGGUGUCAGUCCAGCAGACAGGGUUACUGUGGAUACUGCAGAGUACUCUACAGCAACCUGGAACAGCACCUGUCCAGUCUCAGACACCUGGAUUCUGUCCGGGCGUCCUCCCGAGGCUCCAGCACCGUCUCCUCUGCCAGCAGCAGCAGAACCAAACUGACCCUGCUGGAACGCUUUCUGCAGGACGUCCUGCAACACCACCCGCACCGGUACAAUGACCCCAGGCCAUCUCAUGCUGACCUCCCAUCAGUCUCUGCCCCUCCUUUGCCGAGGGAGGAGCUUGACGAACUUUGUUUCUCUGAUGACGAAAGCCGGUCGCAGGGCACCCGAGAGCACCUGCCCAGUUCUGAUGACACCUCCUGCAAGCUGACCAGUCAGAAAGAAGACAGGCUGUUUGCAUCGAUCAGAGAGCAGGAUGAAGAAGGAACAGCCCCUCAUACACAGACCCCACCCCCACAUACACAGACUCCACCCCCACAGUCUCAGGCCCUGCCCUCUGUUCACAGGAAGGCCCACAGGAAGACUAACAGGAGGAAAACCAGCAACUCCUCCACCUCCUCACACACCCAGAGAGGACCAGGUCCUGGUCCCGGCGCCAAGCCUGGCCCAGACCCUGGUCCCAGCCCCCACACCCAGCUGAGUCCCUGCCUAGACCCCAGCCUUUGUCCAGUCCCUCUUCCCUUUCGAGGCCCUGGUCCCAGUCCAGGCCCCAGUCUCUAUCCAGGCCCCAGUCCAGGCCUCGGCCCUCGUCCCCCCACACAGCUUAGGCCCUACGCAGGACCUCGCCCUGGUCCCAGUCUAGGCGUAGGUCCCAAACCCCACACCCAGCUGAGGCCCUGCCCAGACCCCAGCCUUAAUCCAGUUCCUGUUCCCUUUCGAGGUCCACGUCCAGGCCCUGGCCCUGGUCUCCACCCCCGCACACAGCUGAAGCCAUGUUUAGACCCUCGCCCCAGCUUCUGCCCAGACCUUCGCUCUGGCCCUGAUCCAGGCCCCAGUCGAGGCCCUGGUCCUCACACCCCCCCACACCUGAGGCCCUGGCUGAGCUGGCAGAAACAGAGGAGGGAGGCUCAUAAAGAGGAGGCGUUCUCCUCAGACCACAGCGACUCUGUGGAUCAGACCAUCGAGGAGGUGAUCCAGAGAUGUUGCCAUGGCGUCACUUCCACUUCCCAGCAGCAGGAGGAGACAGAGAGCUUCCAUUUCAGCCUCCCCAGCUCCACAGGAACCCACAGUGACGACUGGGACUCACCUGUACAGCAAGGACAAACACCUGGUGACACAGCUGUCCAGGUGAGUCAGGGGGAGGGGCAGGACCUGAGCUGUCUGAUGGAUGUUCAGGUGGACCUGGAGGACCAGGUGUACUCGUGCCAGCUGGACUCGGCCCUCCACAGUGAGCGGAGGGCAGGGGGCGGGGCCAAACAGGAGCAGGGCUUCUGGAGUCUGCCAAUAGACGAAGUCCUGCCGGCGCCGGAGCACAUCCCAGAAUCCUUCAGGGGGAAGACCUGGACCCAGAUUGAGCAGGAGGACGAGGAGCGAGUGGAGAAACUGGUGCGCCAGUUCAGACGGGGGAGGUUCAUCUGCUACUUCGACACUGAGUCUCUGGCCAGGUAUGGGAGGAGGAGCCAAAACAAGAACAGGUGUGCUGAGAGCAAGGAGGUGGAGCCAGACACCAGUGUCCUGCCUUUAUUGGACUGUGAUGACGAUAACUCGUCAUACGUCAGGAGGAGGAGGAGGAAGAAGAGGCGAGCCUUCAGGGUGGCGUCCAGGUGUCAGGUGGUCAAAGUCAGCCACAGCACUCAGACUGUCCGACUGGUUGUCCCAGCUGUCCGUCAACAAGCCACAGAGCCCCCACCCACCAGCAUCUCAGCAGCCAAUCAGGACGCAGCAGAGAGAACUCCUGCAGCGUGGCGCUCCCUUCCGCCAUCGUACUCCAACAUUGUCACACCGCUGCAGCCUCGCACCUCUCUGAUCUAUCUGCUCUGCUCGCCCUCAGGCCCCGCCCCCUCAAGCACACCAUCACCUGGCUCUAAACGCUGCAGGAAGAAGAGGCGUCCGCUUGACCCGGAGGGGUCGAAGGUCAAGUACAAACAACUUCCUGUCAUGUUCUACGACCCCAGCAGCAACCGCAUCCUCAAAAACCCACCUAAAGGCUUCCUGUGGCGGCGUGGCUCCACCCACUCCAGCCCGCCGCCGUCAUGCGUCCGGCAGCUGUUCAGGAGUCUGAGUCCGGACCUGAAUGCCGACAGGCCCCUGGGGGAGGGGGCCGCUGGGUCCUCCAAGGUCAAAGGUCAUGCCAGUUUCCUCCUCAGUCGGGACGUGGCGCAGACCAGCAAACAGGACCCGGUCAGGAGGCGAGGCAGGACACCUCAAGGCCCGCCCCCUCUGCCUCAUGGCAGGUCAGAGCGUGGGAGGAGGGGGAGGACACGCCCCCCGCCUGCAACUAGAAGAACCAGGGCUCAGGCCACGCCCACGCAGCCCAGGAGAGAAGGCCUACGUCGGGCAGGAACCGGCAGGGCUGUCCCCGGCUCCAAAGACCCAUCCUCACCCCGCCGCGGAAGGGGCCGGAGGAGGCGGGGCUGCGAGCGGGGGCGAAGGUAGCAGGACGAGGCUGCUGGACUUCAAGUGGAAGCUCGAUGUCGAUAUUAGAAUAAAUCGAUACAGAGGUCUCAUUUUAUGUUUGUGUGCAGAAAAAAAACCUUUUCUCUAAAUCUUUUUGUUAUUUUAAUGACUUUUUCUUGAAUUCACCUAAAAGUCAAAUUCAGGGU
This is a messenger RNA of Plectropomus leopardus (leopard coralgrouper), 2975 nucleotides long. It is a transcript of the gene zdbf2, whose product is annotated as zinc finger, DBF-type containing 2. Gene Ontology annotation, biological process: genomic imprinting. NCBI's taxonomy places the organism in Eukaryota, Metazoa, Chordata, Actinopteri, Perciformes, Serranidae. The record is from RefSeq and is a predicted model, not a curated record. Gene Ontology annotation, molecular function: nucleic acid binding; zinc ion binding.